Messenger RNA from Cynoglossus semilaevis (tongue sole), 1765 nucleotides. RefSeq names its product elongation factor 1-alpha-like. Gene Ontology annotation, molecular function: translation elongation factor activity; GTPase activity; GTP binding. The record is from RefSeq and is a predicted model, not a curated record. The transcript has 8 exons. Gene Ontology annotation, biological process: translational elongation. Lineage: Eukaryota; Metazoa; Chordata; Actinopteri; Pleuronectiformes; Cynoglossidae. The coding region runs from base 154 to 1545 and encodes 463 amino acids.
AUUUAAAAAACAGUAAGUAGGAGGAGACUUGAGAGAAGGAGGAGGUGAGGAGAAGGCGUUGUCCUGACACGACAGAUAAAAGCUGAUGACAGUGAGGAGCGCGUGAACAGAAGAGGACCGGCGUUCAGUGUCUCCACUCAGCAGUAAACCAAAAUGGGAAAGGAAAAGAUCCACAUCAACAGCGUGGGCAUUGGCCAUGUCGACUCCGGCAAGUCCACCUCCACCGGUCACCUGAUCUACAAGUGCGGAGGAAUCGACAAGAGAACCAUCGAGAAGUUCGAGAAGGAAGCCGCUGAGAUGGGCAAGGGUUCCUUCAAGUACGCCUGGGUGUUGGACAAACUGAAGGCCGAGCGUGAGCGUGGUAUCACCAUCGACAUCGCUCUGUGGAAGUUUGAGACCGCCAAGUACUACGUGACCAUCAUUGAUGCCCCUGGACACAGAGACUUCAUCAAGAACAUGAUCACUGGAACCUCUCAGGCCGACUGUGCCGUGCUGAUCGUUGCCGCCGGCGUUGGUGAGUUCGAGGCUGGUAUCUCCAAGAACGGUCAGACCCGUGAGCACGCCCUGCUGGCCUACACCCUGGGUGUGAAGCAGCUCAUUGUGGGAGUCAACAAGAUGGACAACACUGAACCUCCCUACAGCAGUAAUCGCUUCGAAGAGAUCAAAAAGGAAGUGGGCGCCUACAUCAAGAAGAUCGGCUACAACCCGAAUUCUGUUGCCUUCGUGCCCAUCUCUGGUUGGCAUGGAGACAACAUGCUGGAGGCCAGUGAGAAGAUGGAGUGGUUUAAGGGCUGGGCGGUUGAACGCAAAGAGGGAAAUGCUUCUGGAAAAACACUGCUGGAAGCUCUGGACUCCAUCCUGCAACCCAAACGCCCCACCGACCUGCCCCUCCGUCUGCCCCUACAGGACGUCUAUAAAAUUGGCGGCAUCGGAACGGUUCCUGUCGGACGCGUGGAGACCGGUGUCCUGAAGCCCGGUAUGAUCGUCACCUUCGCUCCCGCCAACCUGACCACUGAGGUCAAGUCCGUGGAGAUGCACCACGAGACCCUGACCGAAGCCGGUCCAGGGGACAACGUCGGCUUCAACGUCAAGAACGUGUCCAUCAAGGACAUUAGGCGAGGGAAUGUGGCUGGAGACAGCAAGAACGACCCACCCAUGAGCGCCGCUAGCUUCAAGGCUCAGGUCAUUGUCCUGGGCCACCCUGGUACUAUCUCCGAGGGCUACAGUCCGGUGUUGGACUGUCACACGGCACACAUCGCCUGUAAGUUUAAAGAGUUCAUCGAGAAGAUCGACCGUCGGUCCGGCAAGAAGCUGGAGGACCACCCCAAAAGUCUGAAGAGUGGAGAAGCUGCCAUCAUCAACCUGGAGCCCAGUAAACCCCUGUGUGUGGAGAGUUUCUCUGAGUAUCCUCCACUGGGUCGAUUCGCUGUGCGGGACAUGAGGCAGACGGUGGCCGUCGGGGUCAUCAAGUCCGUGGAGAAGAAAGCAUCUGCUGGAAAAGUCACCAAAGCUGCACAAAAGGCUGACAAGAAGACAAAAUCAUAAGAAUUCAUAAAAGAAACAAAUUAAAAAAAAACAAAUACAUUUAAUUUGUUUUAUCUUUGUAAUCAUAUUUCUAAAUUCUGUAGUUUUUAAACAAUUCGAUUCCGAUGUCGCAAUGAAAUAAUAAUUUAUGACAGUGUUCUGUUAUUUCUACUCAGUGCCGUCGACUCACACUGGAAACCUUAGACUUGUUAUUAAAAUUUAUUUUCCAAUUUGAUCAUGA